GUCAAUUCAUGUUUCCCAAAACAGUUUGGUAUAAGAUUAUGAUGCAAAUUAAGAUACUAUCUGCCGAACUGUUUGGUGUCGCAAUCAGUCGGAUAUUCUACUGCGGACCCAAACGGUUCGGUACCUGCACUAAACAGAAUGAUUAUGCUAUAUUUCAGAAUAUAAGACACCAAUUUCAUUUCUGGGCUUACAUCUCCAUUACCCUCCACUUCUUUCCGGCCCUAAGAUUUUUUCAAGGAAAUUCGCUGCCUAGAUGGCCCCAGCACAGAAGCUUGAUCCACCUUUUGACUUGCCUGUGCGCAAGUCGAGCAUCAUACCCGGGACGAUCUUCCCCUCCACUCCAGUGCACAAAGAUACAGGAAAAUGUGAAUUCAUCAAGCAUGGCUCACCAUAUGACCAGCGUGAUCGACUGUUCGUUGGUUUAAGUCGCUCAUGGAGGGGCAUUGAUGCCAUUGAGUUCAAAGAUGGGUCGCUGGUUGGAUACAUCAGCCAUUGCAAUACUGAAGGGAAAGAUAUCCCUGUUUAUCACCUGUCCCAAGUUUCCCACCCUAGCUUAUUGAUUGCCAGGGAAAUAUUUGUUGCUAGAGGCAAUGUUUACUUUUGUUAUGGACAUUGGGGAAUCACAUUGAAUGAGAUUGAACAGCUUUGGCCAGUAUAUCAGCUCAGUGAAGUGGAGGUGGCAUUGGUUUGCAAAGCAACCCUUGAAGGCCUCAGAUAUCUCCACGAAGACCUGGACAUUUGCUAUGGUGGCUUGACAGGUGAAAAUGUCCUAAUCACUGAAGGGGGCGAUGUGAGGAUUACCAGUAUUGGCGAGUCUCUCCUCAAGAAGCCUAAGAGUAACAUACAUAGCAAGGCCAAAGACAUUCAGGCUGUCUGCAAUGCAGCCUGGAGACUGCUUCGGCUUGAACGACUGGUUAGAGUACGUGGCACGAUCGGCCUGCUUGCUGAUGACCUCGCUGGUGCACCACCUACAGCAACUGCUGAUGACCUCCUUCAGCAUCCAUUUCUACAAACCAGCGCGGUGUCAUGGUGCCUUCGUCCUGUUUAUACACUUUGUACAAUCGCCCAAGGUAGCAAGCAAGAUACAGAGAUCAUCUAGGGAGGUCGGGUUGAAUCUUGGGGUGCAGCUCAAAGCAGUCAAGCCAGAUAGUAAAUGAACCACCUG
Aspergillus glaucus CBS 516.65 is the source of this 1165-nucleotide messenger RNA. RefSeq lists its product as uncharacterized. The record is from RefSeq and is a predicted model, not a curated record. The coding region runs from base 254 to 1099 and encodes 281 amino acids. NCBI's taxonomy places the organism in Eukaryota, Fungi, Ascomycota, Eurotiomycetes, Eurotiales, Aspergillaceae. The transcript is spliced from 4 exons.